GUGGUCCCCUUUUUUACGACCUUUGGACCGGCAAAAUCCCCGAUUCGCUUAACCACCCGGUUACGAACUUAUCCCCUGCAGCCAUCCGCUUCCCGACCGUGACAAAAAAGGUCGUAAAAUUGAGGCGAAAUGCAUGCCUCCCUUUAAAACAACAGACAUUUCGGACUCCAUCGGGGUCGUACGUCGAGGACUACGCACCUCUGAAAAAGAUCGUGCAGGAAUUCAGAGAAUUUGAUUUUAAUCUGAAUUCUUUUUGCGGCCGAGGUUUCCCGGUCUAGACCUUGGGAAUAAUUCACCUCAGGAUGUUGUUGUAUGAGAAAAACAACCUCAAAAUCUUACAAGAAAAUAGAAAAAUACGACGCCGAAUGGCUGGAUUAUAUUGCUUUUUAGGUGAGGGGGACGCGCAGGUGUCCGCUGAUGGACAGUUCGAUUAAGAGCAAUUUUAGCAAUCACCAGCCGGCGAGCCGCUUAGUGACAGGGGAAACAAUCAGCCGUAGCGACGGGAAUCGCUUUUGAAUACAACUUGCAUUAUCGGGCGAACAGGGAAACCGAGGCAGGAAAAAGGACCCCCCCACCCCAAUUUUCAAAAUGACGCGCCGCCCCUUUCACCGUCAUCUAAAAAUUCGCCUCUGAAAGCGAAGUACGACGAGGGGGGAAAAAAACCCCGCAGAGUAAUCAGUUGUACGCCGGUUAGGUCGAAAAAGUCAAAAUGGAGGCCGCAACGCUGAGGGAGACUGGUUUUUUGCUGCUGUGUCGUUUUGGGGUUGGUUUUUGUUUUUGGACGGUAAUCUUUUAAGGUUAAAAAUGGAAAGAAUUUUAGCUCUGCAGGCAAUCCUUGACUUACGGUUCGUUUAGUGGCUGUUUGAAGUUACGACGGCACUGGAGAAAGGAAAUGACGACCGUUUUUCACGCUUAACAACCCUUGCACUUGGACGUUUGGCAACUAGUUCAGAUUUAUGACGGUCGCCGUGGCCCGGGAUCGUGUGUUCCCCUUCUGCGACCUUCUGACAAGCAAAGUCAACGAAGAAGUGAGAUUCACUUAACGACCGGGUUACUAACCCGUCCCAGGAGAAACUGGGACUGUCAUGGAGGGCCGAACCGAAUUCUGCUCCAUAUUAAUUUUAUAACUUUAUAAAAAGCAGUAAAUUAAAGGUAGCUCUCUAUCGACAGCCACAAUUGAGUCCCAAAUUUCUGUCGCUCUGUGAGACAGUUAUUAAGAGAGUUUUCCCUGGUUUACGACCUUUGUUACCAAAGUUGUUAAGUAAAUCAUUGCAGUUGAUAAGAUAGUAAUCACAAGACCCCAGGAUGCUGCGUCCGUCAUAAAAAUGAGUCUGUUGUUAAGCAUUUGAAUUUUGAUCACGUGACCAAGGAGAUGUAGCAACGGCCGUAAGUGUGGAAAACGGUCGUAAGUCCCUUUUCACUGCCUCUAUAAUUUUGAACUGUCACUAAAUGAACUGUUGUAAGUCGAGGACUGCCUGUACUGGAAAAUCCAUCGCUAAGCAAGGCAGUCGUGUUGUGAGCUGUGUCUUAUUUUACAACCUUGCCACCGUUGUUAAGCGAACCACUGCCGUUGUUAAGUGAGUCACACGGUCGUUGAGUGAAUCCGGCUUCCCCCUUGACUUGGCUUGUCUGAAGGUCGCAAAUGGGGAUCCGUGCAACUCCGGGACGCUGCGACCGUCGUAAGGGUCAGUCAGUUGCCACGCGUCUGAAUUCGAAACAUGUGACUAUGGGGAGGUUACCACGGUCGUAAGAUGGAAAAACGGUCACAAGUCACAUUUUAAACUGCCGUCGUAACUUCGAACGGUCACUAAGCGAACUGCCGUAAGUCGAGGACUACCUGUAGAGCUAAGGAAUCGUGCGUGUGGGAGAAAAUACACAGGUCUGAAUUUACCUGAGGGACGAUCAGAAAAUAUAUUGUGUGGCACUCGCACCUGUACAACAGUGGGACUAACCCCAUCUUAUCAGUUGACAACGGGUGGUUAAAUUUGCAUUGCAAAUCAAAAAUUUCCAUGAGGAACAGCUUUUCCCCAUCGUCCUCGACGUACGACCGCAACUGCUACCAGAAAGACCAUUGUUAAGAUACAGAGUUGGGACGUGAGCUGUGUCUAAUUUUACAAAUUGCCGCGGUUGUUAAGCGAAUCUGGCUUCCCCGUUGACUUUGCUUGUGAGAAGGGAUCACGGCGACCGUCGUAAAUAGAAGUCGGUUGCCAAGCGCCUGAAUUUUUGAUCAUGUGACCUUGGGGGGUGUGUGUGUGGAAAUGCUGCAACGGUCGUAAGUGUGAAAAACGGCCCCUCUGUCCCUGUUUUCAGUGCCGUUGUAACCUUGGAUGGUCAUGAAACGAAUGGUUGUAAGUCCAAGGAUUGUCUAUAAUCUUUCCUCACAUUCCUGCAAUCUGUGGACAGAUUGCAAACCACGUCAGCCAGAACGCUGUGUGUGUAUUAGUGGGACCAGUUUGCCCACUCGUGGUAAGGUGGGAUUCACACGUGUUUUGUCUUCUCUUUGUUUUUCCUGCAGGGUCUCGGCUCCUGUGCUGAGAUGAUCCCUCCGUGCUCCUCCCGCCUGCACCGCCAUGGAUGCUCCCUCUAACUCCUCCUCCUCCUCCUCUUCCUCCUCCCACUCCUCCGCUGCUGUUCCCCCGGCAGACGGACAUGAUGACCGGGCUACUGUUUGGCCUGCUCAGGGCUCUCCUGCCUUGCCACCCACCAAAGAACCCCCCUUCUGGGACCCUUCCUCUUCCCCCUCGCCCCGUCCUGAUGACGUCAUGAGACCCUGUGCCAGCGCCCAAGCCGCCGCGCUCGGCUUGGCCAAGUUCCCCGCCGCCAUCUCGUCUACCCCACAGCUCCAAGCGGACCCCAGCUCGUCCUUGCCAAAUCUGCCCACUUUCCCUCUAGGCCCGCCGCUGGCCGAAGAUGGGGUCCAGCCAGAAGAACAAAGAGACGAGGAUGAUGGGCGCGAGGCCCGGCUCUUCUUUGCCGCCGACGGUUCAGCGUACCUCCUCGCUAGCGGCCACGUUCUCUUACCAAAGGGCUCCCCCAUCACCGCCACUCCUCAAGUGUCCAUUCUCCACAUCCAGGACAGUGGAGGUCCUAACCAAGGCUUUAUGUCUGUUGACCAAAUGUCCCAGAAUACCUCAGCGCCAGGCGAGGUGACCCCUCAAGGCGCCUUCUACAGUUACCGACUGGCCGGGGCCCCAGCUCAAAGUACGCCUGCCAAAAACGCUGCCGCCAAAUCCAAAGAUGCCCCCACCGCCCCCGUGGAGAAUGAGGACACCACCUGUGGCCGAGAAAAGGUGAUGCCCGUGGGUCCUGUGUGGCUUUGCCUGAUGUGCCGCCUCUCGUUCACCCAGGGCCGCACUUUGGCAUCUCAUGCCCUUACUGUGCACGGCAUCCAGCUCAGCAACAAGAAACGCCAGGCCUUGGAUGGAGGGGCUUCGGCUGUGUUCCAGGGCACCGACCUGGGCUUCCUAGAACCAAAUAACCCCACCACCGAGGCAGACCUCAAUGCCAGAAUGUGUAGCAGAUGGGUGAAUGUAAAAGAGGAGGAGGAGGAAGAGGAGGAAAACGAGAACGAGAAGAGAAGCCCAGAAAGACGAUGCGAGCCAUCAGAUACCAAAGAUUCAAGGGUCGGCGGCACGCACUGGGCAAAUGACUCCAUGGAAAAGAAACCAGAAGAGGAGAAGGAGGAGGAGGAGGAGGAGGAGGAGGAAGAGGUGGCAGAAGUGGAUGAAAAGAAGAAAGAGAAGGAACUGCUUCCAGACCAAAGUUCAUUGGAUACAUCAAGCACACCCUUGGCUGCUAACACCCCUCUCUCAGAGACACCACUGACCAAACCCCCAAAUUCUGACCACAUGGGACUACCCCAGGAAGAUGUCAACAAGGAGAGGACCACCAACAAGAUCCUGAAGGAAAGACUGAUGCAUGAGGUCCCUUGUGUGGACCUAGCGGCCGAAAUCAGCAGGCCCGAGUCCGUUCCCAAAGCUGACAGUGUUCCCGAUGAUAUGAACCAGACGGGUGUCGAGCCGGCGCGCGACAUCAGCGCCACUGACUUGGUGGACAGCCUGAGCAGUGUAGGGUUGGCCAACGAAGUGAUGACAGCCGGGUUUGAGGUCAACAACGGACUCGGGAGCAACAGCCACAAUGGCGGAGGAGGACCCUCGCUUAGCUUCGGGGAAGAUUUUACGGCGAUGGCGUACUCUGGAUUGACUUUGUCGGGCCAUAUGUCGCUGCUGCACUCGCGCAACUCCUGCAAGACGCUCAAAUGCCCCAAAUGCAACUGGCAUUAUAAGUACCAGCAGACCCUGGACGUCCACAUGAAGGAGAAACAUCCAGAGAACAACAGCCACUGCGCCUACUGUAGCACAGGCGGCCCCCACCCGCGCCUGGCUCGCGGCGAGAGCUACAACUGCGGUUACAAACCCUAUCGCUGUGAGGCCUGCAAUUACUCCACCACUACUAAGGGCAACCUGAGUAUCCACAUGCAGUCCGAUAAACACCUGGCCAAUCUACAGGGCUACCAAGCCACGGGAGGCAGUGGGCCGCCGGUGGCUCCUCCGGUGGUGCCUUCCCCGUCUUCCCCCGAGGAGAAGGAAUCGAAGGGCAAGUCAUCCUGGCAAUGCAAAGUGUGCAAUUACGAGACCAACAUCUCCCGUAACUUACGGAUCCACAUGACGUCUGAGAAGCACAUGCAGAACAUGCUGUUGCUCCAUCAAGGGCUGCCAUUGACUUUGCCGGGACUUCUGGGACAACCUCAGACCCCUCCAGGAGGCAAGGCUCAGCCCGAGCUCUUCUCAUUCUAUGGGGCACAGGCUCUAGGCCACGGCCACCACUCACAUCCCCACCAGGUCCACGCAGGGAGCAACCCACCUCUGCGGGCAGACAAGCCCAUGGAACAACCUCAACUCUUGCUCAACGGAGGCUUCCAACAUCUGAGCGCGGCAGGGCGGAAGAUGGCCACCUUGGGGGCAGCCCCUGCCUCUCUCUCUCCUGAACCCGCUCCCCCCUCCUCGCCACCAGCCCCAUUUGGACCCGACCUGCUGGCCCCCCAGAGGUUGUUCAGCUGUCUGGUGUGCCAAGUCUUCAGCACCGACAGCUUGGAUAGCCUCCUCCGGCAUGCCUCUACCCCGCGCUCCCUCCCGGAGUUGGAAUGGAAAGAAAUCUCCGGCGACCUGCACCGUUGUCGGCUCUGCGCUUACGGCACCCAACUGAAAGCCAACUUCCAGCUUCACCUGAAGACCGACAAGCACGCCUUGAAAUACCAGCUGGCCGCUCAUCUGCGGGAAGGGGGCAGCUUGGCCGCACACCUGGGGGUGGAGCUGCCCCUAGGACCGCCCCUACAUCUUCAUUGCAACCUGUGUGAAUACGAGACCAACAGCAAGGAAAAAAUCCAGCUUCACGUUGCCGGCACCGGCCACCAGGAAGCAUUGCAAGGUUAUAAGUUGCUUCUGGAAAUGGAGACCACCUCGGCACCCCUGUCCGCCUCCGAACCCGCGCAGUUCCGCUGCCUCCUGUGUCACGUCGAUUCGCCCAACCGCCUGGCCAUGAUCCAGCACCUCCGCUCGCCCCACCACCGCGAGGCUCAUGGCCAGUGGCGCCUCCAGCUACUCCAGAACGGCGAAGGCACUUUGGGCCUCGAACGAUACGUCUGCUUUGCGCCCGCCAACACCGCAGGGAAGGAACCUCUUCCGGAUAGUUUAACACCUGAAAAAGAAAAGCAGAACAAAACACGGAUCGCGGCUUCCGAUGAGACCGAAGCAGCGGCUCCUGGCAACGUGGGCGACACGACGGUCUCCUGCUGUCCCUACUGCAACUACGUCGACCCGUCGGCCGAAGCCGUGCGGGCGCACACCAUCUCCCAGCAUGCCGUGCAACCCAAGUUCCACUGCCCGCUGUGCCAGGAGCAGCUGGUCGGCCGAGCCAACCUCCACUUCCAUCUCAGCCACGUUCACAACGUGGUGCCCGAAUGCGUGGAGAAGCUGCUGCUGGUGGCCACGACGGUUGAAAUGACUUUCGCCACCAAGGUUGUUCCCGGAGUCCCUCUUCCUCCUGACCCGCCCAAAGCAGGUGGCACCCUCGGCGUAGAGCAAGGGGUCAGACCGGAGGCCCUGAGCCCCUUUAUUGCACCAGCCGUAGAGGAGAAAGCCUCGCCGCCACCGAUACUUUCCCCUGAAACGCCCCCACCGCCUGUCGCUGCCUCCCCACCUCCUAAGGAGCAGCCGGAAAAGCCACUUCCUGCUUCUCCACCCCCUCCUCCUCCUCCUCCCCCUCCCGCCGUCACGCCUCAAGAGCCGGAAGAGGAGGAGCCUUUGCAUCUGAACGUCACCCCCGAAGAACAGCAGCCCCCAGCGCCUGUCCUGGCGGAACCCCCCGAGUCCUCGCCACCCGUCCUGCUUAAUCCGGAUUCCCGCCACCCGCUGUCCUACCGCAAGGCCACCAAUUUCGCCCUGGACAAAUUCUUGGAUCCCGCCCGUCCCUAUAAAUGCACCGUUUGCAAAGAGUCCUUCACACAGAAGAACAUCCUGCUGGUACAUUACAACUCGGUGUCUCACCUCCACAAGAUGAAAAAGGCCUCGGCGGACCCGUCGGUAUCCUCUCGGGGUGAAUCCGGCGCUCCCGGGGCUCUCCAGCCCUCUUCCGACAAACCUUACAAGUGUACCACCUGCCGGGUCUCUUACAACCAGAGCUCCACCUUGGAGAUCCACAUGCGCUCCGUGUUGCACCAGACUCGGUCCCGUGUGGCCAAGAUGGAAGCCGUGGGCAAGGCGGACGUGUCCCCUGCUGAACUGGAGCCCUCCAACGAGACCUCUCUGGAAACCGAAACCCCCAGCUGCGUCCAGGUGCCCGCCCUCCCGUUUCUCACUCCACCCGCGGCAGAACUGCCCCGCUUCCCUACGCCCCUUUUCACCCCACCGCUGCUGCCCCCGUUUCCUCUGGUGCCGGAAUCCCUUCUGAAACUACAGCAGCAACAACAACAGCUGCUGCUCCCGUUUUACUUACAUGAUCUGAAGGUGGCCCCCAAGUUGGCUUUAGCCACGCCAACCCUGACCCUCCCCACCCCGUCGCCUGUCCUGCUUCCCACCCUGCCCCCCAAAGAAGAACCGGCCCCCACGGCUGCCGUGAGUAGCUCCAAGGCAGAGGCAGCCGAAGAGGCCGAAGGGGAAGAAGUAGAGGGAAGUCAAGCAGGGAAUGAGGUUUCUCGCACAGCAGCCAAAGCCCUCCUGGAGAAUUUCGGCUUCGAGUUAGUGAUCCAGUACAACGAGGGCAAACAAGCUGCCACCGUGCCCCCUACCGUGCCCCUGCGUCCCCCCGUGGGCAAGCUGCAAUGCGGCACUUGUGGGAAACAGUUCUCUAACAUGCUCAUCCUGAAAACCCACGAGGAGCACGUCCACCGGCGGUUCCUCCCCUUUGAGGCGCUCAAUCGCUAUGCCGCGCAGUUCCGGAAGAGUUAUGACAGCAUGUAUCCUCCUCCUCCUCCGCCUGUGCUCCCAAUCGAGACAACUGUGGUCACCACUACUCCGGUGGCAGCAGUUUCAACCGUCACCACCGCUGUCAUGGAGAAUACCACCGUCACUGUGACGCAAUCUUCUAUACCGCUGGAGAUCCCCUCUCUCUGUCCUCCGUUUUUGAUGCAACCCUUGCCGGUAGUCGUGCCCCCACCAGAAAAUGAGACUCCCUGUGUACCUCCUGAAUGCCUGAAGUCUCUCUGGUUUCGAGGGGAGGAAGAAGAAGGCAAGAGUGCAUCGUUGGGAGUCCUGGAUCUUGCCCGCGGGAGCUUCCCUUCAACCCGGCGUUUCUCUCGUACCAAAUUCACUGAAUUCCAGUCUCAGGCUCUGCAGUCCUUCUUUGAGUCGAGCGCUUAUCCCAAAGAUGGCGAGGUGGAGCGUCUGUCUGCCCUUUUGAGCUUGCCCAAUCGGGUAAUCGUGGUCUGGUUCCAAAAUGCGCGCCAGAAAGCCCGAAAGAGUGGCGGGAACGAAGCGAGCAUGGGCAACUGUGGAAACGCCGCCGCGCAGCCGUCUUGUAAAAAAUGUCGGACGGCAUUCCGCUGCAUCUUCGAGCUGGUGCGCCACCUGAAGAAGUGUUACAAUGAUCAGCUGGACGAGGGGGAAGGAGACGAGGACGAGAACGAAGGGCCUGAGGAGGAGGAGCAAGAGGAGGAAGAGGAAGCGGAAGAGAAACGAGAAAUCUUGGGACUUGGUGGGGAUACGAAGACAGACGGUGCUGGAGACAAACCUGUGGAAGAAGAGCAGCCUGUCCCUUCUGUACCCCCAGACAUCUCCAAGAACCAUCCCUGUGAUCAGUGCACCGCCGUAUUCUCAAGCAGCGACCUCCUCAAUAUCCACCGCAUUAGUCACCUGCCAGCAGCUGGACCUCCCUCUGCUUCGACGGGCCCUCAACCUCCUCUCGACGUGACUUCCUUAGCAUUUGGCGACCGUCUGGUCCAACCUGAUCCUUCCCGUGCACAGAAGCGAAAACACGAAGAUGGGACUUUGUCUCCCACUGGAAGUGAAACGGCCAGUGUUGCCGGGGCAGAUAACGAACCCCCCCGGGACAAGCGUCUGCGGACCACCAUUUUGCCCGAGCAGCUGGAGAUUCUCUACCGCUGGUACAUGCAAGAUUCGAACCCCACCCGGAAAAUGCUCGACUGCAUCUCAGAAGAAGUUGGGUUGAAAAAGAGAGUCGUCCAGGUGUGGUUCCAGAACACAAGAGCCCGCGAGCGAAAGGGCCAGUUUCGGUGUAAUACCAGUGCCACCACCCCAACCAGCAAGCCCCCACCAGCACAACUGAACGCUUUCCCAAAGUUUAACCCUCAACCACGGGACACCCCUAUUCAUUAUGGGUCCUUCACACCCAACCUCUCUGUGAUUAACCUCCAGCCUCUUCUAACUAAGCCAGAUGUUGUCACGGAACCGCAGAUCCAGGAAGAAAUGGCCGAAGAAGAAUUAUCCAAGGACCACGAAGACCGAAGCUUGUCUGGAGGGGAGCUGAGCGAUUCUUCCUCCUCUUCUUCCUCGGCUGACCUGGACUUUUCCGGCGGCCAGAGGAAUCAAAUGAUGGAUGGAGGUUCUGGAGAGUAUCACGAUUCCCUGGGGCAGAGACGGUAUCGUACCCAGAUGUCCAGCGUCCAGCUGAAGAUCAUGAAGGCGUGUUACGAGGUCUACCGUACUCCGACCAUGCAGGAGUGCGAGGUGCUGGGGGAGGAGAUCGGACUCCCCAAACGGGUGAUUCAGGUGUGGUUUCAGAAUGCGCGGGCGAAAGAGAAAAAGGCCAAGGCUGCCUCCGGCGGGACCAGUGGCGGUGAUGAGGCCCCCUCCACUGCUCAGGCUCAAUCUGAAUGCCGCUACUGUGAAGUCAAGUACGAUUUCUACGUCUCUUGUCGCGGUCACCUCUUUUCUCGCGGCCACCUAGCUCGGCUAAAGGAGGCCAUCAGAUCCCAGCUCAAGAGCGAGAGCAAGUGCUACGAGCUGGUGUCGGACAAAGGAGCACCUUCCCCAACCAGGCUGGGCGUGCCGGUGACUCCUACAGCCAUGUCAUCUUCUCUUGGGACCAAGCCCCCUUUUGUGCCAGGCACGCCUGCUUCCUCUGUGGGAAUCCUGAGCUCCCCUUUGGCCACCUCUCAGCCAGGUCUCUCCUUACCUCAGCAUCUGCCACCGGAAUCUGGCCAGGUCGGCCCCUUAACUGAGCCUGCUCCUGUUCCUGCUUCCGAGACCACGCCCAGUGACAGUCAGGCCGAACCGACUUCAAAUCCAACCCAGGAACCCUCCUUGUCCUCUACCGCCACGCUGAAGAACCUCAAGACGUUGAAGGCUGCGGUGCCGGCCCUGCUGGGAGGCCAGUUCUUGCCCUUCCCGUUGCCAGCAGCGGCUACUGCAGCCGCAGCCGCCCCCUCUCUUUUCGGAGCGCAACUGCCCGGGGCGUAUUUUCAGCAGCUCUACGGCAUGAAGAAGGGGCUGUUCCCCAUGAACCCCGUCAUACCUCAGACACUUAUGGGGCUGCUGCCCAGCCCCUUGCUCCCGUCACCCACACCUGAACCUCCCGUCGAGGUGUCCGAGGCCCCCGGCAUCUCUACAGUUGACGUGACCCACCAGUACCUUUGUCGCCAGUGCAAGGCCGCUUUCGAGAGCGAGGGGGCAGCCGUCGCCCAUCAAGCCGCGCUCUGCUACUUUGGGCGCCAGGCGCCAGCGGCGCCACCUCCACUGCGUGUGCCCGUGUGCACCUACCACUGCUUGGCCUGCGAGGUGCUCGUGAGCGGCCGGGAGGCGCUGGGAGCCCACCUGCGCUCCAGCGCUCACCGGCGCAAGGCCAGCUCCACCACAGCAACCGCAUCGGUGUUUGCCAAAGAGGAAUCCAAAUUACCUCACUCGGACUCCAAUCCAAAAAGUAACGCUACCUCUACGACACUACUAGCUUUAUAGAGAUGGAUGCUGUACUGCCAUCAAUGGAGACAGAUUGACUAGCGAAUGAACCUGUGGGUGGGUGGACGCCCCCCCGCGAGGACCACCCCUCUGCUUCCACCCAACAGUCCUUCAAGGUCCAUUUCAGACCCAGGUCCCCCCCAUUUCUCACCGCCAGCCAGGAAGCUUUCUCGAGAAGGGGUUCCCUCGUGUCCCCUCCCCAGGUUGACUUCAAAGGGCCCGAGUCCCCACCCCAAUUUUUAUUCCAAAUGUCACUCUGCUUCCACAGGAUGACCAGAGGUUGAGCCAAACACAACCCAUCCAUUGGGGAAGCCUUGGUCCUUACUAAGCAUCACCUUCUCUACCCAACUCAACACUGGCUGAUGCAGAUGUUCUCCUACUAGCUUUUCUACACACUGAACUGUUCUGUCCUUCCUCCCAUUCAGGCAUCUCCCUAAGGACCCACUGAUGCUAAUUCCCUACCUUCCCCCUCCCCCUCUCCCAGAUCACGAGAUCCUGUGGCCAGAUCCAAUGAGAUUGGCAGCUCAGGACCUCCUCCAGAGUCCCUACCCACCUAUUUCUGUAUUCCUGAGUCUUCCGCCUCCUGUGCUGCCAACGGGUCCCUCUAUGUACGUCUUCAACCACAUUCCCAAACAUCUCAAGAAGAUGCCUCCUAAAUUUUAACGUCUUCUGAUGAUGCUCCCCCCACCACUUUUAUAAUAUCAAAAUUAUGUCACCCCUCUUCACAUUGGUGUUCCAAAAUUCUUCACCCACGUGUCCCGUUAACUCCUUGUUCCUCCUACCGCAAACCUUCCCUCGACCCAUCUGCGCUACCAUCUAUCUGAUCUCUUCCACUCACCCCGUUGAAGACACUUGCUGGCCAAUCUUGAUGUCCAUCCUACACUCAAAAGUCUCCUCUCUCACACUUACACACACACUUACACACCUAUACAUCCUCCCCUCCACCUUUCCCACAAAAGCUCCUUCUCUUCACACUUAACCUUCCACUCUUUGUACUGUGUUUCCGACUGAAAAAAAAAAAGAGGCCAAAAACGAAAACAAGCAAAGAAAGAAUGGACAAGAAAAAUAAUAAUAAAAAGAUAAACUGGAGGAGAUGAAAUUUAAGACGGGGGAAGGAUUAAACGUGAGAAAUCCCGUCUCCCGACACCAACCAACACCAAUCCUCAAAAAAAACAAAAAAAAACAAAGCAUGUGCUAACCAUUUUUUGUAUAUUAAGAACUGUCAAGGACGGAUGGACAAAUUCCUGAACUGUUGAUGGAUUUGAUUAGCAACCAAACAGGGCAAGAG
This is a messenger RNA of Ahaetulla prasina, 11697 nucleotides long. It is a transcript of the gene ZFHX2, whose product is annotated as zinc finger homeobox 2. Gene Ontology annotation, cellular component: nucleus. The transcript is spliced from 9 exons. The record is from RefSeq and is a predicted model, not a curated record. Gene Ontology annotation, biological process: brain development; regulation of transcription by RNA polymerase II; regulation of neuron differentiation. Lineage: Eukaryota; Metazoa; Chordata; Lepidosauria; Squamata; Colubridae. Bases 2571 to 10409 code for a protein of 2612 amino acids. Gene Ontology annotation, molecular function: zinc ion binding; RNA polymerase II cis-regulatory region sequence-specific DNA binding; DNA-binding transcription factor activity, RNA polymerase II-specific.